UGUAAGAGUAGAAGCCCCAAAAGGUGAAUUAGGGAUUUAUCUAGUAGGAGAUGAUAGCCUUUUCCCCUGGAGAUGGAAAAUCCGUCCACCGGGGUUUAUUAAUUUGCAAAUUCUUCCUCGGCUAGUUAAAAAAAUGAAAUUGGCUGAUAUCAUGACGAUAUUAGGUAGUAUAGAUAUCAUUAUGGGGGAAGUUGAUCGUUGAAAUGAUAAUAGAUAGGGUAGAGGUAGAAACUAUCAAUUCAUUUUCGAAAUUAGAAUUAUUAAAAGAAGUCUAUGGACUGAUAUCGAUUCUACCCAUUUUGACCCUCCUUUUGGGAAUAACAAUAGAGGUACUCAUAAUUGUGUGGUUAGAAAGAGAAAUAUCUACGUCGAUACAACAACGUAUUGGUCCUGAAUAUGCUGGCCCCCUGGGCCUGCUUCAAGCUAUAGUAGAUGGGACUAAGCUACUUUUUAAAGAAGAUAUUCUGCCAUCCCGAGGAGAUAUUUCUUUAUUUAGCAUUGGACCCUCUAUAGCAGUCAUAUCAAUUUUAUUAAGUUUUUUAGUUAUCCCUUUGGGAUAUCAUUUUGUUUUAGCCGAUCUUAGUAUUGGUGUUUUUUUAUGGAUUGCCAUUUCAAGUAUAGCUCCUAUUGGUCUUCUUAUGGCAGGAUAUAGCUCAAAUAAUAAAUAUUCUUUUUCAGGCGGUCUACGAGCUGCUGCUCAAUCCAUUAGUUAUGAAAUACCAUUAACUUUUUGUGUGCUAGCAAUAUCUCUAUGUGUGAUUCCUUAAAAUAGAUCUUUUUCCUAUAAAAUCCAUUAACUAUUUAUAUUCCUUUUCUUAUUUAGUAUUUGGGUUGGUAAGUUAAACUAGAUAGCUAUAUGAAUGAAACAAAACAGCUUAUAAAUUUGUAGUAAAAAGAAAAAAUAUCAUUUCCUACGUACAAGAAAAAAGUGGAAGUAAACAUAAGCAGUGUAAACUCUUUAUCCCAAGGUUGAUAUUUCUUAAUUAGUCAUCAUAUCUUGA
Triticum aestivum (bread wheat) is the source of this 1001-nucleotide messenger RNA. RefSeq names its product NAD(P)H-quinone oxidoreductase subunit 1, chloroplastic-like. The transcript has a single exon. Bases 204 to 767 code for a protein of 187 amino acids. The record is from RefSeq and is a predicted model, not a curated record. Gene Ontology annotation, biological process: aerobic respiration. Gene Ontology annotation, cellular component: membrane. Gene Ontology annotation, molecular function: NADH dehydrogenase activity. Lineage: Eukaryota; Viridiplantae; Streptophyta; Magnoliopsida; Poales; Poaceae.